[Candida] anglica is the source of this 1717-nucleotide messenger RNA. The record is from the annotation of a GenBank genome assembly. NCBI's taxonomy places the organism in Eukaryota, Fungi, Ascomycota, Pichiomycetes, Serinales, Debaryomycetaceae.
AACAAAAACUUAUUAGCUAUUUUCAUACUCUAACGUAAAAGUACUAAUGUUUUCUGCUUCCCGUUCUGACACCCUUUUUUUGGGCGCAGAGAGGAUCAGUGGUGAUGAUAUUCGUAACCAGAAUGUAUUGGCAGCUCAAUCAGUGGCAAACGUUGUGAAAUCAUCGUUAGGACCUGUAGGUUUGGACAAGAUGCUUGUUGAUGACAUUGGUGAUGUUACUGUUACAAACGAUGGUGCUACCAUCCUUUCAUUGCUUGAUGUGCAACACCCUGCUGGUAAGAUUUUGGUUGAAUUGGCUCAACAACAAGACAGAGAAGUUGGUGAUGGUACUACAUCCGUGGUGAUCAUUGCUGCUGAGCUCUUAAAAAGAGCUAAUGAACUUGUCAAGAAUAAAAUUCAUCCAACUACCAUCAUUACCGGUUACCGUUUGGCUUUACGUGAAGCUAUCAGAUAUAUCAAUGAGGUUUUAUCUCAAUCAGUUGAAAGUAGUGUUCUCGGUAAGGAAUGUAUGAUUAACAUCGCCAAGACUUCCAUGUCUUCUAAAAUCAUUGGAUCUGAUCUGAGAUUCUUUUCUGAAAUGGUUGUUAAUGCUAUCCUUGCUGUGAAAACAACAAACACAAAGGGUGAAACUAAAUAUCCUGUUAAGGCAGUUAAUAUUCUUAAGGCUCAUGGUAAGUCCUCUUUGGAAUCUAUGCUUGUUGAUGGUUAUGCUCUUAACUGUACCGUUGCCUCUCAAGCUAUGGUCAAAUCUAUUCCAAACGCUCGUAUUGCAUGUCUUGAUAUCAACUUGCAAAAGGCUAGAAUGGCCAUGGGUGUUCAAGUUAAUAUUGAUGAUCCAGAUCAACUUGAAGAAAUCCGUGCUCGUGAAUACGGUAUUGUCCUUGAAAGAAUCCGUAAGAUUCUUGCCUCUGGUGCCAAUGUUAUAUUAACUACUAAGGGUAUCGAUGACUUGUGUUUGAAGGAGUUUGUUGAGGCUGGUGCCAUUGCUGUCAGACGUUGUAAGAAGGAAGAUUUAAGAAGAAUUGCUAGAGCAACUGGAGCUACUCUUAUUGGAAGUAUGUCUAAUUUGGAAGGUGAGGAAACUUUUGAAUCCUCCUACUUGGGACAUGCUGAAGAAGUAUGUCAAACCAGAAUUAGUGAUGAUGAAUGUAUUUUAGUUAAGGGUACUAAGCAACAUUCAUCUUCCUCUAUUAUCUUGAGAGGUCCAAAUGAUUAUUCUUUGGAUGAAAUGGAACGUUCUUUACAUGAUUCCUUGUCUGUUGUCAAGAGAACUUUGGAAUCCGGUAAUGUUGUCCCUGGAGGAGGUGCAGUUGAAACUGCUCUUAACAUCUAUUUGGAAAACUUCGCUACAACUGUCGGGUCUCGUGAACAACUUGCCAUUGCUGAAUUUGCUAAUGCCUUGUUGGUUAUUCCAAAGACUUUAGCUGUUAAUGCUGCCAAGGAUUCUUCCGACUUAGUUUCUAAAUUGAGAACUUAUCAUGCUGCCCUGCAAUCAGCCCUUCCAACCGACUUGAAGAGAAGAAAAUACAAAUACUAUGGUUUGGACUUGAUUAAGGGAAAGAUUGUGGACUCUAUAGAUAACGGUGUUUUGGAACCAACUAUUUCAAAGAUUAAAUCUUUGAAGUCUGCAUUGGAAGCUUGUAUUGCCAUUUUGAGAAUUGAUACUAUGAUCUCAGUUGAUCCAGAACCUCCUAAGGAAGAUCCACAUCAACACUAG